Molecule: messenger RNA, 1911 nt
Organism: Aethina tumida (small hive beetle)
Lineage: Eukaryota; Metazoa; Arthropoda; Insecta; Coleoptera; Nitidulidae
Gene: hh
Product: indian hedgehog B protein
Exons: 3
Coding region: 75-1301 (408 amino acids)
Biological process (GO): regulation of gene expression; multicellular organism development; cell fate specification
Molecular function (GO): calcium ion binding; patched binding
Source: RefSeq, a predicted model, not a curated record
GGCACAUCCAUACAGCACGGGUGGUUCAGUGUUUGCGCGUAACGUGACCUGGUGUGUGCGAUGAGCCUCAGGAGAUGAGAUCCAGUGCGGUGACCGGGUUCCUGCUGCUGACCCUCGCGGCGGUCUCGCAGUCCUGCGGCCCCGGUAGAGGCGUCGGCCGCGGCCGUGGACCCAGAAAAUUGACGCCGCUGGUCUUCAAGCAGCACGUGCCCAAUCUGCCGGAGAACUCGAUCACGGCGAGCGGCGCCAACGAGGGACCCAUCGACAGGAACAACACCAGGUUCCAGGACCUGGUGCCCAACUACAACGAGGACAUCAUCAUCAAAGACGAGGAGGGCACCGGCGCCGACAGGUUCAUGACUCAGCGAUGCAAUGAGAAACUCAACACCUUGGCAAUCUCCGUGAUGAACCAGUGGCCUGGUGUGAGAUUGGUGGUCACGGAGGGCUGGGACGAAGAAGGUCACCACUCGCCGAACUCGUUGCACUAUGAGGGACGCGCCGUGGACGUCACGACGUCGGAUCGUGACCGUUCCAAAUACGGAAUGCUGGCCAGAUUAGCCGUCGAAGCUGGCUUCGACUGGGUCUACUAUGAGAGUCGAUCUCACAUACAUUGCUCCGUCAAGUCCGAAUCAUCGUCAGGAAAAUACGGCGGGUGCUUCCCCGGAGACACAACAGUGCAAACAUCCACUGGCGUCCGUCGCAAUCUCUCGGACCUGCAGAUCGGUGAGAAGAUCCUGGCCAAGGACCCGUCCACAGGCGACUUAGUGUACAGUGAAGUGCUGAUGUUCCUGGACUACGAUCCUCAGGACGAACGUGAAUUCCAGCACGUGACCCUACGAUCGGGUCGGACUUUGACAUUGACCGGGACCCAUCUGGUGCCCGUUGUGACCGCGAACAACAGUCGGACAGUUUACGCUGCUGCUCUGAAAGUCGGCGACAGUUUGUUAGUGAGUGAUGGUGCGAAUGGACUCGUCACUGACGAGAUAGUGGAGCUGGAGGCUAUCAGACGGACGGGAGUGUACGCUCCUCUCACCGUUGCCGGCAAUUUGGUGGUAAACGACGUCGUGGCGUCGUGCUACGCAUCCAUCGACAGUCAAAGCAUUGCCCACUGGGCGUUCUUGCCGCUCAGGUUCGUCAACAAUAUCCAGGACGGCAUUUCAGCCGUCUGGAGAGCUAUCUCCAACCCUCUUCGAUCGCACGACACCGCUGUCUCGUACAGCAAACCCUCUGUGGGAGUGCAUUGGUAUGCCAGGAUGCUGUACGGCGCAGCCAGCAUCAUGGUGCCAUCCCACCUGCAUUAAUAAUUGAGUGAUAUAUGUAUAUAACAAUUUUUAUUAUAUAAUAUUAAUUCUCUCUACUGUACUAUUCAUGAGAUGAGGUCUUUACCAUGAGUUUGGGUCGAUGCCGAAAUUAAUACAUUCCCGCCCGCACUUCAGUCAUGCAAAGCAAAGUGAAACGCUAUUACCACUUAAAUUAUUGUUGAGGUUGUUUUGUUGUUGCUCUGCUCGUCUCCCCUAUUAACCGUUAUUGUUGGCCAGUGAUGUUAGACAGUGUAGAAAUAAUCUAACACUAAUUAGUACUCAAUGUUUUGGUUGAUGAGGUUGUAUGUGUGUAAGAAGAAAAACGAACUGUUUUGUAUAUGCCUAAAAGUGUUCCUUAUGUAUUUAACUCUAUUUAUUAUUUAUGACGAAAUUUUAAAUUAUGUGAAAAAUUUGUUAUUGAUCAGUGCCAAUUGUAUGUUAUUGAAAAGUCGUAUCUAUUAGUUAUCUAAGUAUGAAAAAUCUGUAUGUACUGUAAUUAAAUAUUUUUUGUAAAUAACUCUUUUGUGUACAGCAAUUUCUUGUUUAAAAUUUGUAAAUUAUUGUUUAUGUAAUAUAUUAAUAACUUUUAUUUAUCGUGAUAAAUUUUAUA